This is a messenger RNA of Raphanus sativus (radish), 1942 nucleotides long. RefSeq names its product cysteine-rich receptor-like protein kinase 46. Lineage: Eukaryota; Viridiplantae; Streptophyta; Magnoliopsida; Brassicales; Brassicaceae. Gene Ontology annotation, biological process: protein phosphorylation. Gene Ontology annotation, molecular function: ATP binding; protein kinase activity. The record is from RefSeq and is a predicted model, not a curated record.
UUUAAUUUCCUCUAAUUAAAUGGCAUCGACGUUGUUAAUCGCUGUCGUUUUCUUGACGUUAACGUUUCUAACUCCGUCAACUUCCACGGCGGUCUCUCGACUUGACGCUCUCAGCUGGGUUUGCAACAACAGCACGGUAUUAGACCCCGAUGCUUACCUGAGAUCUUAUCAGAUUAAUAUCGACGAGACCAGAGAUGACAUGAUGAAAUUCAUGUUUGGGACACACGAACACGGUGUUGCUCCUCAGAAGAUGUAUUUUUUGUCGCAAUGCGUUAGCGAUCUCUCACCUGAUGAAUGUAGUCUCUGUUGGUCACGCGCCACCGAUCUCCUAUUUAAUUGUUUUCCGACCACAGGUGGUCGGUUUUAUCUUGAAGGUUGUUUCGUUAGGGCUGAUAAUUACAGCUUCUAUCGUGAGCCUGUUACACAUCAAGACAUUAAGAUAUGUGGUGGUGACGAGGCGGAGUCUAGAGAAUACAAAGGGUUAGUAAAGGAAGUGACCAAAUCCAUUGUUGAUACGGCUCCAAACAGCCAAGGCUUCUCGGUGGUGGCUCGAAAAGGCGUACACGGUUUAACUGCUUACGGACUAGGAAUAUGCCGGCAAACGCUAGACGAUGAGUUGUGUAAAAUGUGCUUAGUAGAUGGAGCUUUAUCGUUAACUAGCUGCUCACCAGCCACAGAAGGCUUUGCCAUGAAUGCAGGAUGCUACUUUCGUUACUCUAACUAUACCUUCUAUAACGAACGUGAAUUGCUGCUUUCUAUGAGUUUAACGAAAGAGCAUGUUCUGCGUAUACUGGUGUUUUCUAUGGUGUGUGUCUUGGCUAUUGCAUCUGGAUUUUGGUGUGGAAAAUGCAUUUAUUUGGGAGCUAGUCCAAAGAAGAAGCUUAAAGAGAAGGAGUCCAAGUCUGUAUCUAAUAACUCAAACUUGAUGUGCUUUAAGUAUUCAACUCUUGAGAAAGCAACCAACAACUUCAACGAGAGUUGCAAGCUUGGUGUUGGAGGAUAUGGUGAAGUCUUCAAGGGAACUCUGUCUGAUGGCAGAGAGAUCGCUAUUAAACGUUUGCAUAUAACAGGAAAGAAACCGAGGGAAGAGAUUAAUAAUGAAAUAGAUGUAAUUAGCAGAUGCCAACACAAGAACUUGGUCAGGCUUAUAGGUUGCUGCUUCACUAACAUGAAUAGUUUCAUUAUCUAUGAGUUCCUCGCUAACGCAAGCCUCGACCACAUCUUAUUUGACCCGGAGAAGAAGAAAGAGCUAGAGUGGAAGAAGAGACGUACAAUAAUCUUGGGAACAGCAGAAGGUUUGGAGUAUCUUCAUGAAUCUUGUAAGAUCAUACAUAGAGAUAUUAAAGCAAGCAACAUACUCUUAGACUUGAAGUACAAACCCAAAAUCUCAGAUUUUGGAUUAGCCAAGUUUUAUCCAGAAGGUGGCAAAGACAUACCUUCUCCCUCUCCUUCUUCCAUUGCUGGCACACUAGGAUACAUGGCUCCUGAGUACAUUAGUAAAGGAAUACUAAGCAACAAGAUCGACGCUUAUAGCUUUGGAGUCCUUGUUCUUGAAAUAACCAGCGGUUUUCGAAACAAUAAGUUCCGGUCUGAUAACUCCCUUGAAACCUUAGUUACUCAAGUGAGUCUCUUCAUUCUUUCAGAUCAAUCUUUAACUCAAUAUAGCUAGCUACCUAAUACCCAUUUCUCAAACACCUUUGUUGUGGAACAGGUCUGGAAAUGUUUUGCUUCAGAGAAGAUGGAGGAGAUGAUAGACAAAGAUAUGGAAGGAGAGACAGAUAAGACGGAAGUGAAGAGAGUGAUGCAGAUAGGUCUGUUGUGCACACAAGAGUCUCCACAGCUUCGUCCAACGAUGUCAAAGGUAAUAGAAAUGAUUAAUUCUACGGAUCUUGUAUUGCCCACUCCUACUAAACCACCUUUCCUUCAUGAUUCAUCCAUGUAG